AUGGGUUGCAGUCCCUCCACGGCUUCUCCGUCGUCGAGGGUCUCGCCCUCACCAGACGCGUUACAUCGAAGGAAGCUGUCAAUAACCCACCCUUGCGAGGAGGGCCAUAGAAGGUCCUUUAACAUACGAUCAUUACUCUCUCGAUCAUCAUCAUCAUCUUCACGAAGGCUGCAAGUCUCUGGUGUGGACGACGUAGCAGAAGCAGACGCUUUAUCGAGAGCCUUUGAGGUUGAGGAGGGCGUCAAGGGACGACGGUGGUCCAUAGCUUCUACAACGGACUCAGACUUGCACCAUAGAGAGGCAUAUAAAGACAAGGACACUAGAGUAUUGGGGGGAUUGCCUGGGAGGAACAGUGGCAUUGGGUAUGCCUGUAAGAAAGGGCUGAAGCCUGAGUCGCCGAAUCAGGAUUCCUUCCUCAUAAUGAACGUUGAUGACGAUUUCACGGUCUACGGAGUCUUCGAUGGUCAUGGCUUGCAUGGCCACAACGUGUCCAAUUUCGUAAAGGAACAGUUGGUGAAGUUGAUUUUGGAGCACCCUAAGGAGUCCAUUCAGGAGGGGGCACAACUGGAUAAAGCCUUGAGGACGUGGUUCCCAGCGAUACAGGAUAAAUUAGAGCUGGCGACCAAGUCGGGUGAACUUGAUGCGUCUUGCAGUGGAAGCACAUCCACCCUUUGCGUCCACUGCCAUGGAACGGAUACCAUCACCGCGGCAUGGGUUGGGGACUCUAGGGCAGUGCUGGCGUACGGCUCGUCUCCUACGGUGGUGGAGAUGACCACGGACCAUCGCCCUGAGCGGCCACAGGAGAGGGCUAGGAUAGAAAAGACUGGGGGAAGGGUAGUUGGCUACGACGGUCAUUGCUGCUACCGGGUUUAUGUGAGGGGGCACAGCUAUCCUGGUUUGAAUAUGUCUAGGGCCAUGGGGGAUCUAAUAGCGUACUAUAGAGCAGGAGUUAUACCUACUCCUGAUACUCGGAGAAAGCAGGUGGUGAGGGAUCCUGAGCGGAGUAGCCCCUCGGGGCUGUCGUAUGUGUCUAACAACUUCUCGUGGCACCCUGGAGACCCGUUCUUGCUCGUGUGCAGUGAUGGUGUGUGGGAGUUCAUAUCGUCUGAUGAGGCUGUUAGCCUAGUGAGCAUGAUCCUUACUAGUAGUAGCCAGGCCCAGGAAGCUGCGGAGUUCCUCGCUAAGAAGGCGUUUGAGUCUUGUUUGCUGAUGCCGAGUGUGAAUGAUGCGAAGAAGAAGCUGAUGGCGUCGCAGGGUUUCACGCCGCAGGUGGUGUUGAUAGGUCCCGGGUUGGAUCCCUGA
Molecule: messenger RNA, 1302 nt
Organism: Perkinsus marinus ATCC 50983
Lineage: Eukaryota; Perkinsozoa; Perkinsida; Perkinsidae
Product: serine/threonine protein phosphatase 2C, putative
Exons: 8
Coding region: 1-1302 (433 amino acids)
Biological process (GO): protein dephosphorylation
Molecular function (GO): protein serine/threonine phosphatase activity; cation binding
Source: RefSeq, a predicted model, not a curated record